Guillardia theta CCMP2712 is the source of this 3061-nucleotide messenger RNA. RefSeq lists its product as hypothetical. Bases 18 to 2234 code for a protein of 738 amino acids. The record is from RefSeq and is a predicted model, not a curated record. Gene Ontology annotation, biological process: protein processing. Gene Ontology annotation, cellular component: plasma membrane. NCBI's taxonomy places the organism in Eukaryota, Cryptophyceae, Pyrenomonadales, Geminigeraceae. Gene Ontology annotation, molecular function: metalloendopeptidase activity. The transcript is spliced from 10 exons.
GUUCGUCUGAUGUGCAGAUGUGCUCUCUUGGCAUGUCGCAUCAGUUUGGCUCUCUUGUUUCCCUAGUCCUCUUGUUGUUUGUUGUGCCUGUCAGCUCAAACUUCCCUACUCCAGCUCCUCAGGCGCGGCUGAGGAUGGAGAGGCCUGGAACUUUCACCAAGUGUCCCUGCUGCAACAACCCCUGGUCGGGGAUCGAGGGCUCCUUCGCAAUCGCGUGCGGCCCCUGCAUUGAUAGCAAGCAGACUACGGAAGGUAUCGACGCCUCCGACUUCGAUGAGUUCGUUCCGCCCCAUGAGAAUUUCUACAACUUCGCCAUCGGAGGCUGGAGAAAGAACAACCCGAUUCCUCCUGAGUACCCAAGCUGGAACUGCUUCACGAUCUUGCAUGAGAGGAACCAGCAGCGGCUGAAGGAGAUGGUGAACGAGCUCGAGACCAAGGAAGGCUGUGUGGGAACGGAGAAGAAAGUCGCUGACUUCUGGGCGAGCUGUAUGGACGAGGAGGCGAUCGAGAGGAGAGGGACGGAGCCGCUUAAGUCCCUCCUCGAUGCUGUCUCGGAGCACAAAGUGAAGGAAGACAUCACCGCAGCUGUCGCCAAGCUGACCCUAUCCGGAGUUGACUCGACGCCUCUGUCCUUCUACGAGAGCCCAGACAAGAAGAACAGCGAGUGGAGCAUCGGACAGCUUGACCAGGCUGGGCUUGGACUUCCUGAUCGAGACUACUACUUCGACGAGGACAAGCAGGACAAGCGAGACAUGUACAAAGAGCACGUGACCAAGAUGUUUUCUCUCCUCGACGACUCGUCCGUGAACCCUGAGGAGGCUGCUAAGAUUGUCUUGGAGAUCGAGCAGAAGAUCGCUGGCUUCCACAUGACACGAACGGAUCGCCGGGAUCCGGAGAAGACGUACAACAAGAUGUCAGUGGAGGAGCUACAGAAGAGGAUCGACCAAGACGGGGGGAGCGGAGGCCUCCGACUGGACAGGUUCUUCGCGCUCAUCGGCAAGCCAGUGGAUCAGCUGGGGGAGAUCAACGUGCCGACGCUGGAGGCAGUGGUGAAGAUCUGCCAGCUGGUGAAGGAGGAAGGAGCGAGCAGGCUAAGCGUCUACUUCAAGUGGCACGUGCUCCACUGCUUCGCCGCCUUCGACCUGCCGCGCGUCUUCGUCGACGAGCAUUUCGAGUUCUUCGAGAAGAAGCUCAAGGGCACUAAAGAGCAGAAGCCUAGGUGGAAGCGAGCCAUGGCCGUGCUGGAGUCCGUGCUUGGGGAGGCUCUGGGUCAGCUGUACGUGGCCAAGUACUUCCAGGAGGAGUCGAAGCAGACGGCGCUGGAGGUGGUGGAGCGAGUGCGGGAGGCGCUGCGGGAGCGGCUGACGGAAGUGACGUGGAUGUCGGAGGAGACGAGGAAGAGCGCGUUACUCAAGAUGUCCAAGUUCGGAGUGAAGAUCGGCUACCCCGACAAGUGGAUCGACUACUCGCCGCUCGUGGUGGUGCGGGGCCAGCACUUUGAGAACGUGCUGCAGGGCCACGAGUUUCACUUCAAGCGCAUGCUCUCCUACACCAAUGCGCCGACCGACCGAUCGCGAUGGUACAUGACACCGCAAACCAUCAACGCGUACUAUCAUCCCUCGAUGAACGAGAUUGUGUUCCCUGCCGCCAUCCUCCAGCCUCCCUUCUUCAGCCCCAACGUCGACGAGGCGAUCAACUACGGCGCCAUGGGCGCUGUUGUAGGACAUGAGAUGACCCACGGGUUCGACGAUCAGGGCAGGAAGUACGACCAUACAGGCAACAUGGUGGAUUGGUGGAGCGAGGAGGACGGGAAGGAGUACGAGAAGCGAGUGGAGGUGAUGGUGCAGCAAGCAGAAGCCUUCAAGGUGCACGGUCAGCCGCUCAAGGGAAAGCUCACGUGCGGGGAGAACAUCGCAGACCUCGGAGGGCUCAAGCUAGCUUACCGGGCUCUUUGUUCCCUCCUCAAAGCCCGUGGCCUCACUCCCCAAGACCCCAAGACUCGCGUCGGAGGGCUCACAGCCCAGCAGCGAUUCUUCCUGUCCUGGGCUAAAGUCUGGGCACAAAACAUCGAGAAGGAGAGAGAACUCCAGCUUGUUACUCUAGAUCCUCAUGGACCCAAUGAGUUUCGUGUCAACGGACCACUCGGAAACAUCCCGGAGUUUCACUCGGCCUUUAUGAUUCCUCAAGACACGCCCAUGCAUAUCUCAGCUAAACGCCAGGUGGACAUCUGGUGAGAAAGCAAGGCUGGGAGAGAUACAAUAAGUUUUACUGUUUGUGUUUGAGAGUCAAAAAGCGCCUCCGCCUCCUCCUCCUCCUCUUACUACUUGUACUACUAAUCCUCAUCCUCCUCCUCCUCCUCCUCCUCUACCCGCACAUACGUGUCACCGCGGCUUCUCUAGGUCAGCCCACAAAUCCGCUGCUUCGGAUUUGAGUACCGCGAUCGAGGAGAGAGCGGAAGGCAGGGGAGGCUCGAGGACGCGAACUCCCCACAGACCCUCGUCGGUCAGCCACAGCAGCGUCUCCAGCUCUCUUAGGCGACACAAGGAUACUCUGCAUCCUGGGAGGAGGCUGUAGCGCUCCCCUCCCUCUGCUUGCCUCCUCCUCCUGCUGGCUCGCCAAGGCCUCAGGGUGAGCGCGCAAGGCAGGGGAGCUCUGCCGGCUAGCAUGACGAGACCGGCUGGGAGGGAGAGGACGAGGGCGGUAGACGAAGUCAGGCGCGAAGGAGGAGUAGAGAGGAACGUCCAUGAGCCGCUGGUGGGCGGAGGAAAUGGCUUCCUCGGUCAGGUAGUUGGGCGGCGCCUCCUCCCCCGCCGUCUGGGUUGCGUAUCUCUGACUUGGCGGCAGGACGAGGACGAUACGUCUGCUCUGUCCUCUCCACCUCCACAGCUGGGGAGGAGGUGACCUUGUCCGUGAGACCCUCCCGCCCAGCCGUCUCGCGUGUCCUCGUCCUGUUGUAGGGGUCGAAGACUUCGCCUGUCCCAGCUGGAGGCGAGGAGACGAAGAAGGGCUCGGGGACUUUCUUGAACCAUUUCUUCGACUCGCGGAGCUCCAGCGCUGAAGA